Molecule: messenger RNA, 656 nt
Organism: Camelina sativa (false flax)
Lineage: Eukaryota; Viridiplantae; Streptophyta; Magnoliopsida; Brassicales; Brassicaceae
Source: RefSeq, a predicted model, not a curated record
CGUGGCAUAUUUCGAAAACAAAAGUAGAGACACACAAAAGCCAGUCACUAGGUUAGGUUCAUAUUGCAGACUUGUUAGUUCUCUCACCGCCGUUUUCUCACUGAGACGAUUCGAGAAUAAUCGAAGAUGAACAGAGAAGAAGAGGAGGAAUGCAGAAGAAACCAAGAAGCAUUCAAGAGGUUCUUCGAACACAUCCCAAGGACCGCGAUGAUGGCCGUGCUUUCCUACUUCCUCCACGGCACUGUGAGUAACUACGAGAGAGACCCGAGCAAGCCUUUCUCCACCGCUCUCGCGUACCCCGCCGUUGGCUACGUCUUGUUUCAGGUCGCACACGCUUUUGCACGCGCCGCCAACUAUCCUCAUGAGUCUCUCGUUCAUCUCGACCUUCUCUCUAUUCUCUGUGGGUUUGCUGUCGCUUUCAUUGCUUUCGCUGCCUUCAUCCACGACUACUGAGUGAUGAUGAGUCAAACCCGGUCCGAGUUUGGUUUUUUUUCUUAAAUAAAAUAAAAUAAUAAUCUUUGUAACGAUUUCGGUUUUAUUUCAUGUAACGAAUCUUUGGACAACUUUGAUUUGGGUUUUAUGAUGUACGUCGAUCGGUUUAUAAAGACUUUAUGACUAAAAAUUAUGGAAAUGAAAUGAUGAAAUCUCUUAAGCUA